ACCGGUCUUUGAAGGCCUAGCGGCAGCAUUCAUGGUGGUAUUCGGAAUCAGCAUCGUCGACUACCUAUAGUCCAGUCGGUUUCGUUGAAAAAGCGAUUUAUCAGUUGGGGAUCAUUCCUCGUGAGUGGUAUUAACUUACCAAUGACAAAAAGGAUGUGGUCAUUAUCUCUGUGAAUACCAGCACAAUCAACUAGUAAAAUGUUCAGAAAUAAGAAUAUCUCUCUCAAACGAUGAAGUAGAAAAGAAAUUGGACACGAAAAAAUUAUUCACUAUACAGCAGCAACGAUCGUCGGUUCAUGCAACUUCUGUGUAAUAAGAUAAUUAUAUGUUAAUCAAGGAAAACAAUAACAAAUUUCUUCCAUUUGUGCAAUGUAUUUAAUGUCAAACGUUAUUUUCUUAAGACUGGAAGAAAAUUAGUUGUGGUACUCUGAAUACUCAUAGUGAAAAAUGUAAAAAAGUAAACACCAACAACAAGAUAACGAGCUCUCUUCGACUAACUGAUGACCCGAGUACAAAAAUUGUAUUUGAUGACGAAUGAUCAGUCAUCGAAUCGUCUUCCACGUUUUGUGCUUAUGGUAUGGGAUCAUUUGAAAUCGUGAAAAGUGUAGGUUUUCAGACUUUAUACUAAGAUUUGAGGUGAGCAUGAAGAAACAUUAGCCAAUACAAGAAAACUUAUUACCCAAAAUUAGAUUAAGGGAACAGAAAACAAGAUCCAAAAUCAAAACGAUUUAAGAAAGAUUUAGUAGCAGUGAAUGAUGUUUUAAAAGAAUUCACGCUCCAGAAGAUCAGGAAACAGACGAAGUAGCUGAAUAUUCGAGAGCAAAAUUACGUUCUAAUUCUGAAGAAAAUGUUCUAUUGUGA
This is a messenger RNA of Didymodactylos carnosus, 861 nucleotides long. NCBI's taxonomy places the organism in Eukaryota, Metazoa, Rotifera, Eurotatoria, Philodinida, Philodinidae. The record is from the annotation of a GenBank genome assembly.